CACGUCUGUUAAGGUGACACUGAUCCAAGGGAUGGGUGUAUCUCUGUUGACAGUAGAGCAGUUGUGAACUGGCCGCUCGUCGGGUGCAAGGGGCGCGGUUCGGUCUUAUAAAAAGAGUCACCAGCUGGGGGGUCAACAAUCGAGUUUUGGUCUCUGUAGAGCCCGACGUAAGGGACCUGUCUACAACCGUUGGAGGUAAAGUCGCUCAUCUUUGUUGUAACUCCCUCCUAUUUCGGAAAAAAUGAAUAAUUCAUUAAUUGUUUCACUUCAUCAUUUUUCAGAUGAUUUUCUUACUGGCCAUCCAAGCUUUGGGAUUUCUGGGGUCGGUCCACGCCCAGUCGGGGGUCACUCUUACACCGACCCCAAAUUAUGUGGAUCCUGCAACAGGAAGUGUCAGUUUGAGGUGCGCAGUGGACGGGGCUGUGAAGUUGUAUAAUACCAAUGGACUACUCAUUGAGAAAGAAAUUGAUGUAAGUGACGUCCCACUCACAAUGCGAUCUCUUACAUCUCUUAGUACACUCUGUCAUAUGAUAUGGCACUCUGUCAUCUGAUAUGGCACUCUGUCAUCUGAUAUGGCACUCUGUCAUCUGAUAUGGCACUCUGUCAUCUGAUAAGGCCAAACAUAAGAAUACAUUUAAUAUCAUGAUGUGUACUAUAAAAUCGCUCGGGUACAAAUUAUCAUCUUUCAUGUUUAUGGUGUAUACUUUUAUUUCUUUUAUGGCAUAUCAGAGUCUUUUGGGGUGUAUGUGUUUAAUUACAGAAAAACUUUUCACUGACGCAACGAUAAGGAUGGUCUUAGCAAAUGGGAAAAAAACAAAACAUAAAGAAUUAGUCUAACGAAAAAUAAGAAAUUUUUACUACUUAAAUCCAUGAGAAAUUAUUUAUUUUACACUGAAGAGAAAUUUGUACUAAGAUUAAAUGAAGUUUUGAAAAAAAAAAAGAGCAAAAACUUUAUUGUUUAAUGCUAGUUAUCUGCCGAAGUCAAAAGCUCAAAGAAUCUUUAAAAAAAAAUUUGUCAAAUCAAUUUUAGGGCCGAUUGGUCCAAGGAAUAAUUAGCCGAAAAAAUGUGAACUCGUCCUGCAAAAGUUUCUCUGCAAACAUACAAACAUAAUUUUAAGUGACAAGAACAGUCUUUUAUAAGAUCAACAAGUUUUGGUACUUUUGUAACGCUAUAGUUCAUGACGUUCGCUUCAUAAUAAUAAUAAUAAUGUUAUAUAUGUUAAUAUCACUUAUUGAGUUCAGCUAACCAAUUGGACAGAGCGAGGGGAUCAAGAGAGGUAAGACUAUUUCCUAAAAGGGCAGACGAGAAAGGAAGGGACACAAUCUCCAAGCAGUGGGAAACUUGACAUAUUUCUGCAGCACCUUCUUCCGGUAAGUAACGAUAGAGGAUGAGAUCAUCAAACGCACAUUCAAAGCAAAUGUUGUAUUCGGAAAGCUCCGCAAGAGUGUCUUGGAGCGAUAAGGUCUCCGUCUUGCCACUAAGCUCAAAGUAUAUACGGCAAUCGUAUUAAAACUCACCUAUAUGCCAGCGAGACGUUUACAGUGUACGAUAGACAUGAUAUUCAUCUAGGCCAUCUCCACCUUAGCCGUUUAUGGAAACUUCUUGGCAUGAAGUGGCAGCAAAAAAAGUCUCUGAUACAGAUAUCCUACAACAGAAUGACUUUAUCAACAUUCACAUGUCUGUAAUAACAAAACAAAAAAAGUACAUGUCAUUUGGCCAGGGCAUGUUAACGGGAAUGCCAGACGGCAGCCUCCCUUAACAACUGAUAUUUCGGUUCUCCAAAUCUCCAGAUUCUAGCAUCUUUUCUAAAACGAGUUUUCUCUUUGCUCCCGCAGACAGAUGUAUGGCAGAGUUAUGCCAGGUACAUCAAGGGGUCCGCGUCAGCAAGCGCCUACCAGGUUGGCGUCACCGCAACUGCUCAGAUCGGAGCGGCUGGCGGAAAAUCUUACCUGCAGCUGACCAUCCCAUCGUCUGCUGGUCCUGUUGGACGUUUCCGUUGUACAGCCACAGGCACGACCAGUGCUGGAGUAAGUGCUCACUAGUUUAUUCAAUAUUAACAUUAUUUAGUUAUGGAGCAAUUUCUUCCAUUUAACAUGGCAUAGUGAUGGAGUAAUUUAUUCAAUUUUAACAUUACUUAGUGAUGGAGUAAUUUAUUCAAUUUUAACAUUGCUUAGUGAUGGAUCAAUUUUUUCCAUUUUAACAUAGCUAAGGGAUAGAGUAAUUUAUUCAAUUUUAAAAUCACUUCGUGUUAGAGUAAUUUAUUCAAUUUUAACAUUACUUAGUGAUGGAGUAAUUGAUUCAAUACUUACUUCUUAAAUGUAAAAGAGUUUUCUUUUCUUAAAAAUUUUUUUACACUGUCCAUAGCUUGGACUUAGCACGUCUUGUGCUAUGGUGCGCGUGUGACUUCUGAAUGCUCUAAUGCAUUUUGUAAAAAAAAAAAAAGAAAGACGAAAACAUUCUUCUAAUUUAGUUCCAGUUUUUUAAUCGUGUAUCUUACCGAUUUAAACCUGGAGCAUGAUAGAAGCGUCUAGUCUUAGAUCAUAACAACUGCUGUGAGCUUAAAAUGAAAUUGAAAACAUGUUAUUUUAAAGAGAUCCUUCUCCAUUGGUGUUAUUUCUUUCUGCACGCUACUUGACAGGAAGUGAGCAACAUUUUGGUCGCACGAAGUGGACGGAGGAUUAAGCAACCCUUAAAAAAAAAAACAAAGUUUUUUGCAUAAAUACUGUAUAUGCAUUUAUGUUUGCAUUCAAGGAAUUGUGCGUGAUUUAUCAUUUACAUGAUUAAAGAUACUGACUUUUGGUAUUGUGGUUUUAAAAAUCAAAUUGGAUGCAUGCAAAACCUAAAAGACUAAAGAUAUAUUUAAAAGAAGAAUUUGUCGUGUUUAAAGAAAAUGAGGAACGUCGCUUUUAUACAGUCCUCUCCCAUACCCAAAUACGUCAAAAGUAGAAAGCGCAUUACAACAGCUACGCAAUUAAUCUCCACACCGAAGCACGCACCCAUUGAAAAUAUUCGUUUUUACAAUUAAUCACUUCUGCAUCUUACGUUUAUUUUUGUUUUUAAAUACUAUUAACCGCCCAACUUGAAAAACAGAAAAAGAUAAUUUUUGGGGAUGGAGCUGAAAAUUUUAUCGAAUGUGUUGUCGUCGUCCACAAAUCGACGUGCCAAGUUUCAGCUCGAUGGGUUGACUGGAAGUGGGUCAAUUAGCCUUCUGAAGAUUGUGCCACAUUUGAAAACACGAAUAAAAGCGAGUUUUAUCAAAAUGAUUUUUAAAAAAAAAUGAUGCAUGAUCCUUGAGUGAACUUGUCCGCCCUAGAAUGUGAAUGUUGAAUUUUAAACUCCUUGUGUGAAUUUGUCCGGCCUAGAAUGUGAAUGUUGAAUUUUAAACUCCUUGUUUGAACUUGUCCGCCCUAAACUCCUUGAGUGAACUUGUCCGCCCUAGAAUGGGAAUGUUGAAUUUUAAACUCCUUGUGUGAACUUGUCCGCCCUAGAAUGUGAAUGUUGAAUUUUAAACUCCUUGAGUGAACUUGUCCGCCCUAGAAUGGGAAUGUUGAAUUUUAAACUCCUUGUGUGAACUUGUCCGCCCUAGAAUGUGAAUGUUGAAUUUUAAACUCCUUGAGUGAACUUGUCCGUCCUAGAAUGUGAAUGCUGAAUUUUAAACUCCUUGUGUGAACUUGUCCGCCCUAGAAUGUGAAUAUGAAUUUUAAACUCUUUGAGUGAACCUGUCCGCCCUAGAAUGUGAAUGUUGGUUCCUGUAAUCCUUGCUUGAUGAUGUAUACUUCUAAUCAUAAAACCAUUAUACGAUGCUCUUGAAGAGUUAACCUAAAUAUAUAUAUUUUAAACUUUCAGGCGGCGGCAACGCAGGUCGUGAACUCGGAAGUGUUUGCCAAUCAGUAUCAAGAUGGUUGCACGUGCUGUGACAAGAUGGCGGCAUUGGAGGCCAAGAUCCUGAGCUUCGAGAUUAUUGCGAGCAAAGUGACAACCUUAGAGAGUAGACUGAGUGCCGUGGAGUCGUCCGUGUCUAGUGGUGGGGGCUCUGGGCUGCCAGGGGAUGCCCUGAAAGGAAUGGAUGGUGACCUUGUUCUGAGGUAAUUGAUAGAAUUUUAUACGAUUUUUUUUUUUUGGGGGGGGGGGGGUGGGGUUGUCUUUCGUUACCUUCAUGACACCUGGGAUCAAGGUGUCAAACUUCUUUACCUCUUGUCAAACUGAUGAGUUCGUUUGUAUAUUUUCAAAUGGGUCAAGUUCUUGCUUUUAAUUCCACCAUGGGCGGGAAGUCGCAGGCUCUGCCACGUAGCACUGUUUUAAACUGUCUUACGGUUCAAGGCUGAAUUUCGGAUUAGUUUAAUUUAUAAAAUCGAACAAGGUUUGGGUAGAUAGUUUUGUAUGUGUUGACGUGUGAUAUGUUCUUUUGGUUUUAACAUAAACACAAAAUAUUUAUACUUUGUGAAAACUUAACAAAUAAUAGAGUCGAUGCAUGUAAAUGGAAAUUUGUAAUGUCUUAAGGAUUAUGAUAGAAUUUAUACAUUUGGGGCAUCCAUGUCAACAAAUUUGAUAAUUAAUCUAUAAUUAUUCAGCAUAAAUAAAAAAAAAAUGCAACAAACAAUUUUCAUCAAUUUAUGUAUCUAAAUCUAUUUAUAUCUACACCCCCUUCUCUCUCACUUUAUUGAUAUUACCAUUAAUAUAGCAUUAGAUUUAUAUUGCAUUCUUCCGUCUUCGCGAGACGAUCGAGUGAGUAGCUGUAAACGCUUGAUGUAAUGGCUUACUAGGCCGAUCCUGGAAAGGCAGUCCGGGCCCCAUUUCUCGCAGGAGGGUCUCCACUCCUGGUUAGAUUAGUCCUCCCGUAGUGUUCUUUCUUUUGCAAAGGGUUUCAUUUCGGGCAUCUUCUGCCCUUUUUUACCCCUUCAUACACUGCUGUUCGCCAGCUGGAACGUUGCUCAGCAACGAUCUCCCAAUCGUUGAUUUCAAUGUUGGCUUCCCUGAAUGCUUUUUUUUUUGUGCAAACGUCCACAAAUCUGAGUCGUGGUCGACCACUAAGUCUCGCCACUUCUGCCAACUCACCCUACAGCAGAAUCUUUGGAAUACGGCCCUCCUCCAUUCUCCUUGCAUGGCCUAACCAGAUAUCCUCCAGUCUGAUUACUUUUUAAUAACCAUCCAUUGUUCGAGCCUGUUGACAUUCAGCGUAAUUUAGAAACGGGUUGAGAAUAUAAUGUUUCAAUAGGACUAACAAUUGAAAUCAACUGCAUCCGAAAGGAAAAAAAAAAAGGAUACGUUGCGUAAUUAAAAAUUAAAAAGUUUAUGAAAUAACAAAGCGGCAACUUGAUGGUGCAUUAACGUUAUUUAUUGUUGCCACCUCAUUAGAAGAAAUACUGUAGUUAAAAACAUCGCUACAAUGUAUAAUUAAAUGUAGCACUAAUUAAGUUCUUUUUAUUCAUUUUGAUUUAAUAUUAGUUUAAGUUCUUUUUAUUCAUUUUGAUUUAAUAACUCACCUUUUUACAAAAUUAUCUGCUCUAUAUAAAGAAAGAGUAGAAUGAUUUUCAUUUUCUGUUUGUUUCAUGUCUGUCUGUCACAAUCUAGUUUUAAUAUUCUGCUUGUUUCAGGUCUGUCUGUCACAAUCAAGUUUUUUUAAUUUUCUAUUCCUUUCACAUUUGAGUGGCAUAAAAUAGUUUUUUAAUUUUCUAUUUGUUUUAUGUUUGAGAGAAACAAAAUCUAGUUUUUAAAUUUUCUAUUUGUUUCAUGUUUUAGUGGCACAAUCUAGUUUUUUUUAAAUUUUCUAUUUGUUUCAUGUUUGAGUGGCACAAUCUAGCUUUUAAUUUUCUAUUUGUUUUAUGUUUGAGUGGCACAAUCUAGUUUUUUUAAUUUUUAAUUCGUUUCCUGUUUGAGUGGAUUAGUUUUUUUAAAAUUUUCUAUAUGUUUCAUGUUUAAGUGGAACAAACUAGUUUUUUAAUUUUCAAAUUGUUUCAUGUUUGAGUGGCACAAUCUAGUUUUUUAUUUUGUCGGGCCGUUCUUGUAGACCGAUAUUCUUUAUUUGUGGCACCGUGUAUUUCUCAGUGACAAUGCUAUACGCUUUAUGUUCGAGAAGCAGCGUCAGCAAUACCCCGAGCAUGAUGGUGAGGUUUCUUUUUCUGUUAUAGACGGCGGCUAGGCAAAGUCAACUGUGAGGCCGGGUACCAUCAAUCAGAGGCUGGCCGAGGUCAACGAUGGUCAGCGCCAAUAAAACGCAUUUCGUGACGUUGUUUGCAAAUACAAUUGAAUAGAAAAAUAUAUACGCCCCCCCACCCCCGGGGCCAAAAAAACAACAACAAAAAACAAACAAAAAGAAAAAAAACAACAACAUCAAAUUUACAGUUAGGAAGAAUGUGAUUUAAAAUUUUUAUUUUGAAAACGACUAAAGAUGUAUAUUUUAUUUUAUUUUAAAGGUACCUGAAGCAAAAAAAAAUUAAUUACGUUACUUUUGUUUCGUUUGUAACUAUUACGAUUAACAUUGACUUUUUCAGUAGCCUGUCGUUCCCAAACGGAAUUUCAAGUAAUUUAUUUUUCAAGUAAAUAACUAGAAAAGAGUAGCUUACAUCAAACGUGAUAACUCCCUAUUCGAGGCUGUGGCGCUGUGUUCAACAGACGCCCAAAAACGAAUUGCCAAGACGUUUGCACUAAAUGAGAUUCUUAUCAAGUGCGUUACUUGAGUACGUGUUUUGUCACGUGACUUGAGUAGAUGAGAGGUUGGUGCAUUGCCACCGCCAUUGUUUGGUGGGUUACUUAUAGUACAAGUAAUAAUCAGAUUGACUUUAUUGAUAUUAUGUAUGAAAUCGUUUCGCUCUCAAGGACAAACUGAUUGAUUUUUGUGAUGUCAUAAGGAGCUUGAAUUGUCUUUUCUCUGCAGGAGUCUGGUUUGGCCCGAGGGCUACUAUGGUCUUCUCAUGCCCGAGACUGGAUGCCCGAGUCAGGGGUUCUCAUUCGUCGACUGGAGGAGCGACGGCUACAGGCAGUUCCACACGGAGUCGACAUCUACGGUGAAUUUGGACAAGUUCUCUCCGGACAUCCACCUGAAGCAGCCUUACCAGAACACCAACGGCGCCCAGAGGUUCAUCUUCCUGUACUUCUGCAUGAACAUCGAAGGACCGGUCUUAGCCGAGGGUCCGACCUGGCCAUCGGGCUCCUACUGCAUCAACAAAUGGGCCGGGUGCCCCGAAGGCUUCCACGAGGGCAGCAUAUUCUGGGACGAGGAGAACACGUGGCAUGACAAUAAGUACAGUGACCUGGUGCCCAACGGUGCCUACGGCGGCGACACGAGGAUAGACUACUGCUGUCGCCGGGACGGUAAGCCGGAGGUCCCAGUCUACCUGCCCACGGCGAAACCGUUCUACCUGUACAGAUUCGACGGCAAGUGCCAGCAGGUGGCCGGCAUGAAUGUGACCAACGAGUUCAUCGUGUUCGACACGGAGAACACGGGCGGCAACAUUGACAAGUACACCGGAGAGUACCACCCCGACGGCAGACUUAACGACGUUAGGGUCGAGCUCUGCUACUACUCCAGAUAAGCUAAAGGAUCUUUCACAAGGCUGAAAAUAUCCUGGAAUGAGACAUGUUCUUGUUAAACAGUCUUAUAAUAUAACGAAUUAUAGAGGAAAUAAAUAAUCAUU
Messenger RNA from Lymnaea stagnalis (great pond snail), 7635 nucleotides. NCBI's taxonomy places the organism in Eukaryota, Metazoa, Mollusca, Gastropoda, Lymnaeidae. The record is from the annotation of a GenBank genome assembly.